AUGCAUCGUUUCAGAAAAAAGGCGGAUUUGAAGAAACAACGUCCAAACCAGUUGAACGAGAAUACAGAAGGUGAUGGUACUCAACCGUCUCCCCUUGCGAGUACGUCUUACACUGAACUUCCCGCUGACUUUCGAACUUCACUCAUCCUACCUCAGCUAACAAAAAGGUUUAGCGUUUUACGCAAAGGUGAAAUCGCCUCCCCCGCUAAUAAUAGUGUGGUUAAAAAUAUUAUUGCUGAAAAUGUUUCGAUCGCUGACACUGGGACGGCGGUGAUCAAAGGUGGUGACGAUAAUCCGAUAGUGGCUGAUGGCAUUAAUAAUAAUAGUAUUGCGGUGGGCGUCUCGCGGAAGCAAUCAUCGAAUGGCAGUUCUAACACAAAUUCAGGUCAAUCGCUGUCGAGCAACAUUUUCGACGACGAUGUUUCAACGUCCAACUCCUUGUCUUCCUUAUCCUCAACUUCUACUUCCGUACACACGUCACUCCCAAAUUCUCUUAUGAUCAAUGAUAGCAACAAUGUUCAAGAAAUAUCUAGCGCCAGAAAAUUCUAUGGUGCUACCAUAACUUCUAGUGUUAUAUAUCAACCAUAUUCAAAGCGAUCUUCCCGGCAUGAUUCUUCGCAACCGUUAACCUCUUCACAACCAUCAUACGUAAUUAAGAGUGCCAAUGAAUCGAAUGUCCGAAUUGUAAAUAACGAUGGUGAAAUUGAUGGCAAUAAUGAUGACAAUGAUGAUCAAAAAGGCGACACCUUCACGAAUCCGUCGACAAUGUCGAAUGUAGAAAGUCGCGUUAAUGAACUCGACGAUAAUUCCGGUAACCGAAUAUCGAUAUCGGAUAAUCUGGCAAAGUAUACUCCCCUUCCCUCACUUCGACUAUCCGGCGAUUAUUUGAAUCAAACUCUCAAAGAUCCUAAUUAUGAUGGUGACAAAUCAAACACACCAUCGCGUGCUUCAUUGACAAAAUUUCUUACCAAUGGUGACGGCGAUGGUACCUACCCUCCACCUUCCCCUCGUUCCCCGCUGGAUAAAUUGUCAGACGGAUUGAGAAAUCUCUCAUUACAGUCAUUGGUCGAAUCGACUUUGAUUGAUGACGAAAACUCUUCACAGCUCACCUUCAAUUUCACACCAGAACCUCCUUCACCACAACAAACCACAACUAUCGAUGAUGUGUCAAACUCGGUCUCCGGUGAUCGGUCACUCUUGUCUCCAAUGGCCACCAGGCAACUGAUUCACUCAAAAUCACUACCUUCCUUGCAUUCCGCCAAUCGUAAUUCCCCCUCUUCGCCAUCAACAAUCUAUUCACCGUCGCGCGUGAUGAAUCUAAGAAAUAGCAACAGUAGUGGUGGUACCUUUGGAACUUCUUUUAACAGCGGCUCACCUUCGACACCGGAUAAACAUUAUGACGUCGAUUAUGAGGCGGAUGACGAUUCCCUUAAACCCUCCAGCAGUGUUUACCCAGGUUUGUCUCAUCAUUAUGGUGAUUAUGAUGUGCAAGGUUUCAGAGAGUCCUCAGGAUCUGGGACAACUGUCAGUCAAUUUAGCACAUCUUCCUCCGGGGCUCAGAUCGUGAAUGUGGUAAUCGAAUCGCAGGUCAAGCUUCCGUUACGCAAUGCCGUGGCGCCGCCAAAACCUCAACCGCCGCCAUUGUCCCUAACCGAUACCCUAAUAGCAUCGGGACAAUCCGACAUUGCUCAUCAGGUGAUGGCCAUAAGACGAGCUCAGAAUUCCGGUCACAACAAUCCUAAUCUGACAUCAAAAAAUCCUUUGUCCAAACGUUCAAAACAAAAGAUUUUUUCUGCAAAGACCAUUUCAGGUCCUAAAUUGAUUUCCUCUUCGUCAAACGUUAAAUCCGUUCCCAUAGUGACCUUAGGAAACGAGGAUGAUAAGAGUGAUAAGUUCCGUAGGAAGUUUUCUUUGCGAGAGAAUGAAAGUGGCAUUGGAAAAUCGUUGAGAAGGAUCAAAGAUGUGUUCACCAAUGACAAUGAAGAAAAUAGGGGAAGCGUUUUUGGGAGGAGGUCAAAAAAUGGCGACGGGUUAUCGCCAAAUUCUUCCGUAAAGAAAUUACCAAAAAAGUUUGUUUCAGAGGAGGAUUUGAGUCAAUUAUACAUCAAAGAAAAUAAAGGGACGGGAUUUGUGAAACGGCGAGCAUUCAGCACCCGAGAACAUAGGCCGAACGAAUCUCUUCGACGAGACAUUCGUAAUAAUUUAACACUUUUCACCGACGACAAAGCCACGCGAAAUUUGGGAUACGGUGACGAAGGUAGCGUUCAAAAUAGUAUACACAAUUUCUCCACUUCUUCCGAGGAAAAUAUUUCCAUAACCGGUGGUUAUUGGAAUACGGCGAGCGAAUCAGACCUUACUGAGGACUCCGUAUCCAAAAUGGCCAAACCAAGGAAAGUUGCGGACGAACGUCAACCGAUGUAUGAUAUUGAUGCUUUGAAAAGACACAUGGAGAGUGUGACCAGUUAUUCGAGUAAAAAGAAAGAUCAAUAUAUAUCUCGUCAGGAUUCAAUAUCGGCCUCAGAUCCUUCCUCCACGACCAAGAAAUCGUCCCGAGAUCCUCUCAUGAGCGAAAUUCGAGAGGAAGAAAUUGGCCAAUUGAAUUCGGCACGCCCGUCGGAUAAUCCACGAAUUCCCACACCCAAACUUAAAGUCGACAUACCAACCGAAUCAACGCAGUCUUUGCAGUCGCCACCGGCGCAAUCUGCAAAUAGCGACAGCCGAUGGGGAAUAACGGGUUCAGAAAGUAAUCCAAAUAGUCCCCUUUCUUCAUACAGCCCUGUAAGUACAACCUCAAGUUCACCACCACCAAUAUUACCGCGCAAUCCACUGAGAAAUUCAAACGAAAAGAAUCGACAAUUGCUCAAUCGAACGAUAUCCUUGAACCGAAAUGGUUCUAUAGCAAGUAGUAGUACUUCGGGUAGUGAUGAACGAAGGGACUCUAGGGAUUCCAGAACCUCCUCAAAUAGCAAAAGUAGCGAUAUCAAUCUUUUACAGGUGCCCUCAUUACGCACCUCGAUUACCGAGGAGACAGUAGAGAAUCAGAAUGGAUCUACCGCCGUCACACCAAGGAAACAAAAGAACAAGGUCGUACGUCGAACCAUCAUAAUAACGAAACCAAAUCUUCCACCAUUACCUGAAGUCGAAACCUCAAGUGCCGACACUCCUUCUCCACCCACUACCAAAAUUGUAAAUCUUAAGUCAACAAAAACGAAGUUCGAAGGCAUCUUUCGCCUCGGGAAUCCUGACGAUGCCAAUGUCUCAACGAAUAGAUCGAGUGAUUCGAUCGAUGCAACUAAUGAUUCUAUUGGAAUAGUUGAAUCCAAGAACGUAAGGAAGUCAAGCGACUCAAGUAAUCAAUUAAGCGUUCCGUCAGCAAGAACUUCUUUGAGUCGGCCACCAACACCAAUUCCAUCACUGAGCAUACGAGAGUCCGUGAUAGAACCUCCAUAUGGAAUACCAAUACCACCUAUACCCUUACCACACCGACUAAGCGUAGCGUCAAAACGCGCAAGCAGAUCGAGCACCAUCUCGGCACACUCAACAUCAAGUAAAUACCGAAAAUCUGUGGGCGGAAAAAGCGUUCACAGUUCUUACGGGGAAAGUUUGUUUGAUUACUAUAAUUAUUCCGAUCAGGAAGGCGCGGAUGAUGAAGGUGAGGAGAAUAGGGAUGUCAAACGAAAAACCGGUGCCAUAGAUUCAUCACAAUGGAGCAUCAUUCGUGAUAAAGAAUUUGACGAAGAUGAUUUAACACCUGAGGCAGCUAGUUUCACGAUGCCGAUGAAAGAUGAACAUUUGUUAGCAGAUCAACAACUUGUGGAGGUUUUGGAGAUGGAAGAUGGAUCGUUUGUUUGGCAAGUGGUAAACGGACUACGCGGUGAAGAUCGAUUUAGUUAUUACUAUGACGGCAGUGGUGAUGAGAAUCAACUGCGAUCACAAGAACUUUAUGGCGAGCGAGAUUUUAUGGAUUACGACGAGGAGGACGAAGACUAUCAUACUUAUGGUGGUGUGUUACCAAGUCCACUACACCUACCCGGA
Acaulospora colombiana is the source of this 4035-nucleotide messenger RNA. The record is from the annotation of a GenBank genome assembly. NCBI's taxonomy places the organism in Eukaryota, Fungi, Glomeromycota, Glomeromycetes, Diversisporales, Acaulosporaceae.